This is a messenger RNA of Parnassius apollo (apollo), 1635 nucleotides long. The record is from the annotation of a GenBank genome assembly. Lineage: Eukaryota; Metazoa; Arthropoda; Insecta; Lepidoptera; Papilionidae.
AUGUCAGAGUGCAGUAUUAACGAAAUCAAAGACAAAGAACAAGAAUUAGUCAAUAACAUAGAAAAAACAGAUAGCUCAAAUCAUCUGCCUAACACAUCAUGUCACAUUCAUCUAGAGAAAGAAGAUAUUCACAAAGAACACACGGAAGUAAUUGCAACAGACACAAAUACUAAUACAUCUCUUAAUACUCCAAAAACUCAACUAGGAAACACUUUGCCAUAUUAUAUAAGAGAAAAAAAUGACAAUUACAAAUUAGCUACAUUUAAGAUGCGAAGGAAAAUAAUUGUUAUUGCUGACCAACAAGGGCGAAAUAUUUGCAAAACUCUUCAAAAAUUAAUUGGCGAUAAUUUUCUUGUAACUUGUUAUUGGAAACCAGGAGCUAAAAUACAGGAAGUCUUACAAACAGAAAAGAACGAAAUAUGUAAACUUACAAAAAAUGAUUAUGUUGUUGUUCUGGGCGGCGUGAAUGAGAAUAAUCCAUAUGAAUUUGAAUUUUGUAUCAGGAGCUGGCUUUAUAGUGUAACAAAUACUAAUGUAAUAUUUACAGAAAUACCAUAUAAUAGAAAUUUAAACAUCGGCAAACUUAACUAUGUAGAAAAAAUUGGUGAAGGGACUUAUGGAGUGGUGUAUAAAGCAAGAGAUAGAAUAACUGGAAAAGAAAUUGCUUUGAAGAAAAUAAAACUUGAGAAUGAACCAGAAGGAGUGCCAUCAACAGCUCUACGUGAAAUAUCUGUGCUACGUGAUUUGAAUCAUCCGUCGGUUGUGCGUCUCCUUGAUGUAUUGCUUGCCGACACCAAACUUUUCCUUGUAUUUGAAUUCUUACACAUGGAUCUCAAACGUCUCAUGGAUCUCACAAAAGGGCCUCUACCUCUUGAUCUUGUUAAGAGCUACCUGCGGCAGCUGCUGGAGGGCAUUGCGUACUGCCACGGGCGGCGCGUACUGCACCGCGACCUCAAGCCGCAGAACCUGCUGGUGGACGCGGAGGGCCGCAUCAAGCUGGCUGACUUCGGGCUAGCGCGCGCCUUCGGCAUCCCCGUGCGGGCCUACACGCACGAGGUGGUCACGCUGUGGUACCGCGCGCCCGAGAUCCUGCUCGGCGCCAAGUUCUACUCCACCGCCGUCGACGUCUGGAGCCUCGCCUGCAUCUACGCCGAGAUGGCGAGCGGGCGCACGCUGUUCCCGGGCGACAGCGAGAUCGACCAGCUGUUUCGUGUGUUCCGCGCGCUGGGCACGCCGGGCGGCGCGCUGUGGGCGGGCGCGCGCCGCCUGCCGCCCGACUUCCGCGCGGACUUCCCGCGCUGGCCGCCGCGUGCCGCGCGCCUGCUGCUGCCCGAGCCGCUGCGCGCGCAGCCGCACGCUGCCGCGCUCUUCGAGGCCAUGCUGCGCUACGAGCCGGCCGAGCGCGUGGCGGCGCGUGCCGCGCUGCUCCACCCCUACCUGGCCGACGCGCGCCGCACGCCGCCCCCGCUGCCCGCCUUGCACCCCCCUGCCCUCUGCCUCCCCCUCUCCCUCCCCCGACCCCACACCGGCCACGUAGCGCUAUGCACCCGACCCCCGACACUCACCAGCGCUCACGCCGGCACUCAUCACGUAGCGCAUCCUGCUGCGCCUUGUAUAUACUCGCUUACAAAAUAA